AGCGAGCACCGGUCUUCCGGCUAUUUCCGGCACAUUUUCUUUUGUCAACACUUAGCGACAAUGUGCGACCGGUGACUCAUUUAUUUACAAAGAUUUAAGGAGUGCGGUUCUCAAUGAAUAACCACUUAAAUAACGAAAACGCACAUUAUAUUUCGCGUGGAAGCAUAUAUUUCAUUAUACAUUUUUCAUUUUAUCAUAAUUUAUGCUGAAAACGAUCAGACGCAAGGAAGCGAGUGAAUCAGUCGUAAACCAGGCGGUUACAGCAAUUUGACAGAUCACGAAGGAAAAAGAACCGUUAUAGCUAUCCCACCGACCGGGAAGACCCCCAACUGCAAAGAGGGGUUAAGUAUUCAAAUCCCACAGGGAAAUUUUCUUUGGCGGCCGGAUCAUCCGAAAUUGCUCUAUACCUGACAAUACGCUAGAAGAAAAAGAAGAAGAAAAAAGUUUGGUUGCAAAUAAACACAGGAAACAGCCAUUCACAAGAAAAUAGGGUGAUAUAAAAGUGAAAUACAUUAAUAGAAAAAAGCUGGUUCACCAGGGAACCAUGGCAGAAUAUGGAUGGGGUCUUACAGAACAGCUGAUGAGGAAGGCCCAUAGAGAGCUGAACGAGAUAGCUGAGAGGAGACGACAAGACAUAGAGACUGUGAGAGAACAGAUCGAGUCCAAAACAGAUAUAAAUUUCCUCAGAACAGAUGAUGCAUUCAUUUUACGGUUCCUCAGAGCAAGAAAAUUUGACACAGAUGAGGCAUUCAAAUUACUGUGUAAAUACUUUGAAUAUCGCCAGAAAAAUACUCAACUAUUCCACAAGUUUUGUGCCUCAGAGAUGGGUAUAAAACAUGCACUUUUCGACAGUCUUCCAGGCGUGCUGCCUUACGCCGACCACAAUGGACGAAAAAUUUUGGUGCUAUUUGCUGCGCAUUGGGAUAAUUCUCGCUACAGUCUCUCGUCAAUUUAUCGUGCAAUAUUACUAACAUUGGAGAGGCUGAUAGAGGAGGAAGCCAAUCAGAUUAAUGGAUUUGUGAUUGUUGUUGAUUGGACAGAAUUCACAUUUAAACAGUCGACAUAUGUGAAUCCCAAGUUGCUCAAGUCUAUGGUGGAAGGUUUACAGGACUGCUUCCCAGCUAGGUUUGGUGGCGUCCAUUUCAUCAAUCAGCCCUGGUUUGUGGAGGCCAUUCUCAAAGUUGUGAAGCCGUUCCUCAAGGAAAAAACGAAAGGAAAGAUCCAUCUCCAUGGCAACAAUCUCGGCACCCUUCACAACUACAUCCACAAAGAGGUUCUCCCAGCUGAGCUGGGGGGACUCAUCCCUCCUUACAAUACAGAGUCCUGGGCCAAGGAGCUCAUUGGAGACGAGAUAUUCAGUUAUGGUGAAAGUCACAUCUUCUGGCCAACACAAGAGAUCCCUGACGGGAUCCCAAAAAGCAAUUCACAAACCAAGUUUCCAGACACAAACUUGACCACCAAAAUGGACACUCCAGACCGAAGAGAGCUGGACGAGGAGUUUUUCCUCAUAGAGUGACCAGGACAGUGUAGAAAUUCAACCUGCAGCUUUAUUGACAAGGAUAGAAAAUGAAGAGUAAAGGAGUGCCAUUCAAGAUGGAGGUUUAGAUUACACUUCAGCAUUAUACUAGUCAAGCCAUGAUUUUACGUUAUAAUACUACAUCUACUCGUAAAGGAACCAGCUGGUGAGAGGCAUAGGGGCCAGUUGAAUCCACCCCCUCCCCUCCCCACCCCCUGAACCAACAUUUUUUAAGGAGAAGCAAAGAUUUUAGAGAUAUAACCAUGUAGAGCACUACUGUUGUGGUCAGUUAGUACAGUGGUAGCAGCCGAACUGACUGUUGACAAGUGCUUAUGAUUUAACUGAAAAAAAUCAUGUCCAAAAUAUAAAAAAAAACAGUGUCUGCUACACGUAUUGUUAUAAUCUACUUGAAGCCUAAAGGUCAUUGUUGAUCCCCUUACACUGAAUCAAGGAAACAUUUUCCCAACUUGCCUUGGUAGUGCUUAACUUUGUACUGUUGCAGUUACUGCUGCUUGCUGUGCUACAGAAAAAUAUUGAGAAAUCCUAAAUUUUUAGUGAUGUGUGAUGUGGAAUAUGUUGAUGCCAAGAAAAGAAUUGUGAGGAAAACUGAAAAAAAUGUGAACUGCACCUUUAUGCUGAAUGAAGAAAUGAGGAGAAAAAACUUAAAGAAGAAGCAAGAAUCACAUUUAGUUGGUUUUAGCCGCUUUAAAUUACACAUUCUGUAUUACACAUUCAGCAUGAGUUUGGGAAUUUAUGUUUUUAGCUUCAGAUUCCCAUCAAUAGACUGAGUCACAAUAUAAAAAGUAUUCAAGACAGUCCAUUUAACAUUAAAAAGGUGACUUUUAAGAAAAUAUAUAAUUCUUAGAAGUGGUGUCACAGUAAGGCAUAUGUAGGAUGCGGCAAAAAAGAAAACAUUUCCACUAUUUACAGUAUUUAUUGCCUGCCAUAAUGGACUCACUGCAAAAAAUAGUAAUAAUGAUGAGAUAGGUGUUACAAAAAAGAGACACAAAGGCAAUGAGACAAGUAUGUUUUUGCUUUUACAUUUAUUCCAAUAGAAAAGUUCCACAAGAAAAGUGAGAAUUUUCCAGACAAAGAAAAGACAGCUAUUGUCAUAAAAGCAAACAUACUCUGCAAACAAUGAUUUAAUUGACUCUGAUGUAAAUAGCUGCUCUUAAAAUGACAAUCAUGUCACCUUUAACAAAGUGUGUUCAGAAACUAUUGUUUCUCUAUAUCUAGUCUGAUGAAAUUGAUUCACUUAUUAAUUGAAAUUUCCAUCAAAAGGUGGAGCUGCUUUACAUAAGUGUUCAAGACAAUCUCAGUCAGGUCUAUAAGAAAUGUAAGAUGAGUGUUUGUUGGCUAUGAGCCUUAAUGAGCAUGCUCCCUUGCAGCCUCACAAGCCAUUAUAUUAAUACAAAUGUCCUAUUUUAAUUAUUUCAUUUUUUGUCAGUACAUUUGUGGUGCAUAAGUGUUUGAAGCUCAAAUGUGCUCUUUUGCUAAUUUUGGUGCUAUAUUUUCUGUGAUAGCCGAGCAUUGCUGACUUUACUUUUUAUACGCCACAAUACUCUUUUCAUUUACGCAGCAAAGAGUUUGACCAAAGCUGUGAGGCAUUUGCUUGGCUUUGAUAUAAUGUGAAUAUUUGGUAUUGACAAGGCAUUAUAGGAACUGUUUAAUCAUUUCAGCUACCUCUUUUAAAAAGUUUGUAUUUUUGUGCUUUGUGUAUAUGGUUUUAUAUUUUCAUUUAGGCAGCUCUUUUUUAAGCUGGUUUAGGAGAAUUUGUCUUAAAGCUAUUUUAUUAAGGAUAUUGGCAGCCAGGUUUUUUUCAGUUUCAUGUUUUUUUUUUCAACUCUAAAAACCAGAAUUGAAAUGUUCUGCCAUACCUGACUUUGUUUCUGCUUAGUGACAGAAUUUUUCUUGGGAAUUUUUAAAAUGUUUAUUUGAGUAAUAAUGCAAGUAUGUAUGUUUAGAUGCUUUAGGGAUGAUAGAAACAGAAUGUGUUUGCCUUUUAGGUACAUUUUUCUAAAGUUUUGUAAAAUAUAUUGCCUUAUUUUAUUAUCCAAGUCGAGUAUUGUGUAUAGACAUCUCAAAGCUGAAAUAUGUCUUCAUAAUUUUCGUAUUAUGCCAAAAAUGUUUUCAAGUCACAUGUAAUAACUUAAAGAUUUCAAUACGGUGGGGAAAAUAGGAAUACUGUAUUUGAAAAUUAUCAGAAGACUGUGUGUUAUGCAGGGUUAUCCAAAAGAUUGACAUGAAUAUUCGGAGAGGUUUUCUGAAUCUGUGUGUGUUAUGCGAUUUGUGGAUUUUUAGUUUGUGGCAUUUCUCAUAUAUUCAGAAGCCGUUUAUGUUGUUGCUUACUUUGCUCACUUUCAAUAAGGUUACCACAAGAAAAAACUCUUUGGUGUGACCAUUGCUUUUUACAAUUAUGUAUGAAGAACUGAAACUUUUGUUCAGCUGCUGUGGUUGAAGACAUUUGUGCAUUAAGGGUUCCUGUUUGCUCGAGUUGUCAUCAUAAGAUUAAUUUCAACACUGGAUUCAGAUUUAUAAAAUGUAAAAUAACUGCAGAUUAGGUGUAUGAAAUAUAAGUAGGAAUGUGAGUUUAAAGUGUUCCUGUAGGUGCUUAAAAUAUUGGGUUUUGUGAGUGGUAUGACAUGCGGAAUAUUUAAAAAAUAUAUAUAGUAAUAUAUAGUUGACAAGAAUGCUGUUGGUUCUUGAUAUAGUACCCGGUAUUUCAGUACAAGAUCGUCUUCAGUAUUUGCUGGUUUUUAGGGGGUGAGUUUUUCAAUAGUGUUAGCUUUUAAGUUGAAAUUAAGUUUUGGAAACUGUUACUUAGAACCACGCUAUGAAGCUGUAAACCAAUCCAUCCCCUGUUAAAGAACCAGAGAGAGUAAGAGAUUUAAGCAGAAAUAAAGGAAAAUAUGGUGUACAAUGAA
This is a messenger RNA of Lingula anatina, 4440 nucleotides long. Its product is annotated as clavesin-2. Gene Ontology annotation, cellular component: membrane. Gene Ontology annotation, molecular function: phosphatidylinositol bisphosphate binding. The record is from RefSeq and is a predicted model, not a curated record. Lineage: Eukaryota; Metazoa; Brachiopoda; Lingulata; Lingulida; Lingulidae.